CGCUAGGACAUUCCCCUGGAAUAAUCGAACACCACUGCCGAGAAUAACGAUGCCGACACAGAGAUUAAUCGAUACAGGCGAUUGGAGGACAUUCCUCGUGAAUCAUCUUACACCACCACCGACGAUAGACAUACAUAGAUUAUUGGAUGCAGGCUCAUGGACAUUUUCCGGGAAUUAUCGAACAGCACGACCGAGAAUAGAUACCGACACAGAUAUUAAUCGAUGGAGUCCUCUCAGUCUCUCGAAAGCGCAUAAAAAACUUAUAGCGCUUGGAUGCAUUGCGGGCAUUAUGUGUGUAGCAGGUGUUGUUAUAGGUGUUGACAGGAUUUUCAGUUCAUCACCGCCGUGUUCCUAG
Molecule: messenger RNA, 355 nt
Organism: Dreissena polymorpha
Lineage: Eukaryota; Metazoa; Mollusca; Bivalvia; Myida; Dreissenidae
Exons: 5
Coding region: 50-355 (101 amino acids)
Source: RefSeq, a predicted model, not a curated record